Molecule: messenger RNA, 342 nt
Organism: Punctularia strigosozonata HHB-11173 SS5
Lineage: Eukaryota; Fungi; Basidiomycota; Agaricomycetes; Corticiales; Punctulariaceae
Exons: 1
Coding region: 1-342 (113 amino acids)
Source: RefSeq, a predicted model, not a curated record
AUGGCACCUCUACGGCCUCCGCCCGUGGGGAAAGGGCGCCGCGUGCAUAGGCCCAAUGGCGCCCGACGGCGCCCGCGCAGGCCGCCGAUGGGUAUCUUCUGCUCCAAACGGAAGGAGCAGGCAGACGAGGCCGCCGGACGGCCGCCUUAUGGCGUCGCCGUGCCCUCUAUGAAGUUGCCCGAAGGUUACCUGAGCUCGCGCUAUAAACCCGCGCUGGCCGCCGAUGGGUAUCUUCUGCUCCAAACGGAAGGAGCAGGCAGACGAGGCCGCCGGUCGGCCGCCUUAUGGCGUCGCCGUGCCCUCUAUGAAGUUGCCCGAAGGUUACCUGAGCUCGCGCUAUAA